Molecule: messenger RNA, 621 nt
Organism: Vicia faba (fava bean)
Lineage: Eukaryota; Viridiplantae; Streptophyta; Magnoliopsida; Fabales; Fabaceae
Source: the annotation of a GenBank genome assembly
AUGAACAAGAAAACUGACUUCCGCUCUAUUGAGAAUAUUAGUGCUAAUGUUGAAACACACGGGGAACCUUUUCUAAAACCUCAUUUUGAACCUAAUGUUAAAGCAUCUGCUCCAACAUUUGAUAAAACUCAGAGUGAGACCACUGAGAUGCAGUGGACAUUCAUAAAGGAACAUGAGGUACAAGACAAAAGCAAUGGUGAAGCUGAGGAAGAUGAUGACCAACCGUUUUACUGGAGAAAUUUCCCCAGGACAUUACCAAAGGAACUUAAGAUACAACUAAAGAUAUCUUUACGCGAUGAAGACAAAGGAAAACAUAAAGAUGUUAUUUCAAACUUUACUUUGAGAGAUGCUGAUAAAGAGAGAAAAGUAACUUCUACUAAAAGUCCACUGAAGAAGGAAAAUAAAUCUCUCAGACAGAAGACUGUGAGCAAAAAAAGAAAGGUUGAAAGCACUUCUAUUGAGAAGAAGCCUAUCAAAAGACAACUGUUACAAAUAAGUGAAUCAGAGACAAAUGAUGAGGAUGAUGUCCUGGACAUCGUGACCACUUCAAGAAGAAAUAUUGGCGAAAAGAAAAUUCCUAUAAAUAUAUCAUUCCAUUAUGUAGCAAAUAUUCAGAAGUAG